Molecule: messenger RNA, 3054 nt
Organism: Seminavis robusta
Lineage: Eukaryota; Bacillariophyta; Bacillariophyceae; Naviculales; Naviculaceae
Source: the annotation of a GenBank genome assembly
UUCUCACUCACUCCCAAACUACACACCGCAACAUUCCAGCCGUUGCAUGUACAUGUUGUAGGGUAGGAUCAAAGCCAGCACAAGUAAGGAGAAAGAGAGCAACAAUGGCCAAGCUUCUGCUGAAUUUCCUAUUCUUGAUGUUGACCAUCCGAGCAUCCUUUGGUUUUGUUCCAUCAUGUCGUCGCACACAAGCUACCCACAGAAUACCUUUACUGCAGGCGGCAGAAAACGAUGAUAAUGAUGGCCAACCGCAACAACAACCAGAUCCCGUGGAAACCUUUAUGGAACAAGCCUCUCAAAAAGGGGCUGACAAAGUUCGAGCCAUGUCGAUUGAAGAACGCACUCGAAGAGCCAUGCUCGCAGAAGCGGUCGAAGAUCGGAUUUUUACGAUGUACGAUGAUUUGGAGGGAUUGCUGCAAGAUGGAGUUCCAGUAUCCGAGCAAGACAGAGAAGAGAUUCAAAGUCUGGCGCAAGAAAUCAAGGCAUCUCAGUCUCAAUAUGAAACCCUCGUAUCGGGGGAACCAUCCGUCAUGCUGGGGACCAUUAAUGAUAUUGGAUCACCGUCGUCUUCCAACACACAAGCACCAACAGAAGAGGACGGCAUUGAUGGAGAUGCGCAACAAUAAACAAAACACAAACCUCCUCGAUGAAGAUAGUUUGCUACUGUUCGGCAUUUGGGAAACUUCAGAAUUGCAAGGCUGGAUUCGAAAGCCAUUCGUCGAUUGAAGGAUGGGACAAAAGUUUUGCUCAUCUCAUAAAUAAAAUCCCUGGGGCCAAGAAGCUAACAACUAGAAAAUCUCAACGGUACAGAUGCAUGCCAGAGUUGCACAAUCUACUGUUUGUUUCGACCCCCUGUUUAUCGACUUUGUGCGAUCUCUGGAGGAGGCCAAAAAGCUAAGGGGAAAACAAUGUCAGAAGUAGGCCUGGCUUUGUUCGUUCGAUCGUUCUCAGCCCGGCAAACUUGCUUAGACCGUUGAAAGUAAAACCAUGACCACAUACCAAUGCAGUACGGCUUCAGAAUGCAGACACCAGAAUGAUCUGAACUUGGCUCUUUUGCCUUUUUCUGCAUGAAUACACUUGCAUAUUAUAUCCGCUUCUUCGACCGCACUGUUUUAUCAGAGAGUCUGAACGAUAGAUAGAGUGGUUGGAUCACAAUUGCUGUUGUUUUGAAUCUCAGAACCGUCGCAUCGGUCUGUAGCGUAGAGCGAUGCAACGCUAUUAUUGCUGAAAUCUAAUCUAAACCGUUUGUGUAUGGAAAACACCUAUCUAGUAGUAGGUGAGUAAUCUCGCUCACCAGGAAAUAAAAGGCUCCAAGCCUCUUUCUCUCCUGCUUACUGCUCGCCUUGCAGGCAAGAUCACUCGCUGGGAAAUGGAAGGCUCCAAGCCACACCCUUUCCUGCCCAGAUUGCAACCUUUUGAUGCAUCCAUUGGCUACCUCCUACUACCUCCAGUUAUGUGAGCAAGUGCAGUCACAUCCACAGAGUUGGGCCGAGCAAUCAAAAUAGAUUUGUCCGCUGUCACCAUGACAGAGGAAGGACGGGAUGGACCCGUAAAUAUUGGUCCCCUUGACGGACAGUGAUGCCAAGGUGGUCACGUCCUCCAGUGCCGCUGCAUCACCCGUCAAUCCGGGGUUGUCAUCCACCCAAAGAAUCUUCAAUCCCGGCAGGUCUCGUACAAAGGAAAUGUCACCGACAAUGGAAGCAUUAUUGGCAUGCAACAGCUCUAAUGUGGGAAGUUGAAUCAGUUCCUGUGGCAGAGGUCCUCCGAAUUGAUUGUCGUCGAUAUUGAGCCAUUCGAGUUGCGACAGAUUGGCAAAGACAUCUCCCCGAAGUGGUCCUCUGUACAAGACAUUGGAACAAUCAAAGUCUCGUAGAUUGGUCAAUUGUCCAAAUACCAGUGGAAUGCCAUUGUUGUGUUCCAGCAGCGUAUUGCCCAGCACGAGCACUUUCAACUGCUUCAUUCCGUCCAACCAAGCAUGUCCUUCCUCUCCGACAUUGUGAAAGUAAUUGCCGUACAGAUCCAAUUCUUGCAGCGACUCUCCCAACAAGGCCAACUCGGUAGGGAGACUUCCUGUCAUUCGAUUCCUUCGCAUGGAUAGUUUGGACACGAGGCCAUCCGCAGUACAGUUGAUUCCGUACCACGUGCAUUCGUUGUUGUUGGCAAUCCAGUCCGUCUCGACCACCCAAGCCGGGGCAGAAAUCACGUAGCCAAAAAACCUCGUGGUGUGGGCAUUGGCAACUCCAUUGGUGGCAAAGUAGAGGCAUGCCAGGGCAUAGCGCUGCAGAAUCGUUCGAGAGGAGGGUGUGGAAGUAUUUGCGUGUUUCAGUAGCCAGUCCACGGCCUUGUUUUGAUACGAAAAGGGAUCCUUGAAUGCCUCUGGGAACUGCAUCUCCAAAAUGGUCUUCAAGUGCUCUUUGGAUGGGAAUGUAUUGGUGUUGAUAGUGAAAGAAGAGGAAUUCACUACAGUAAAGUCUCCCACACUGAAUGGAUUGUUGUUGUCGUUGCCAUUGCCACUACUGGAAGCUUGUGAUGCAUUCGGGGUAUCACGUGUCGUUGCUGUCACCGUUCCACCGCUUUGACUACCGUCGCCGUUGUCUUUGUUUCGUGUGGUCAAUACCAAGAUCAACGGAAGACAAAUGGCUAGUAUCGAUACGAGAAUGAUCAGAAAGCCAUAUCGCCGUCGUUUGGAUUUCUCCUCGGCCUUGAGAAUCUGGAUAUGUUUCUGAUAGUCUUCUGUUGCCCCCAAAGUCCCCUCUUGCUCAAACUCUGAGUGCUCGCUCAUGGAUGGUUGUCCAAGCUACUUUUGUGUUUUACCGCAUCGUCUUUUGUACAAUCGUUGCUCUCGUGCUCCACAGAUAGACUGCAGUUCCAUUAUUGGCCUCGGCGCUUCUCUGCCUCACAUACAUACAUACAUGCCUCAACAUCAUGUCAACGGAGUUUUAUUCGAUAUUUUGGGCUUGGAGGGUGGCCAAAUUUGAACUUUGACAAUCAUUCGUGCUUCUUACUAUCCACGCUGCGUACUUUUAUCUUCCUCGGCAUUUCCACGCCACGAGU